AUGGCCCACCUGCUCCCUCUGCUGACAGCCCUGCUGCUGUGCAGCUAUGGCCCUGUUGGGUCUCUGGGCUGUGAGCUGCCUGAGAACUCUGUCCAGCUCAGCAGGAUGACCUUGGGGCUGCUGGUCCAGAUGAGGACAAUCUCACCUGGUCUGUGUCUGAGGCAUAGAAGAGACUUCCGAUUCCCCCGGGACGUGCUGAAUGCAAGCCACUUCCACAAGACCCAGGACAUGUCUGUCCCCCACGAGAUGCUGCAGCAGAUCUACAACCUCUUCCACACCCAGCAGGCCUCUGCUGCCUGGAACAAGACUCUCCUGGCAGAACUGCACACCGCACUUCAGCAGCAGCUGCAAGACCUGAACGCCUGCCUGGUGCAGGGGAGGGCACAGCAAGACUCUGUGCUGACGACUGAGAGCCCAACACUGGCCCUCAGGAGGUACUUCCAGGGAAUUCAUGUCUACCUGAAAGAGAAGAGACACAGUGACUGUGCCUGGGAGAUUGUCAGAAUGGAACUCCUGAGAGCCUUGGCUUCAGCAGCAGACUUGCAAGAAAGGCUAAGAAGCAAGGAUGGAGGUCCAAGGAUAUCUUAA
Ochotona princeps (American pika) is the source of this 588-nucleotide messenger RNA. Its product is annotated as interferon omega-1-like. The transcript has a single exon. Lineage: Eukaryota; Metazoa; Chordata; Mammalia; Lagomorpha; Ochotonidae. Bases 1 to 588 code for a protein of 195 amino acids. Gene Ontology annotation, cellular component: extracellular region. Gene Ontology annotation, biological process: defense response; positive regulation of peptidyl-serine phosphorylation of STAT protein; cytokine-mediated signaling pathway. The record is from RefSeq and is a predicted model, not a curated record. Gene Ontology annotation, molecular function: type I interferon receptor binding; cytokine activity.